AUGCAGCUCUUCCUGACCCUUGUUUUUUUUCUCCUUAGCCAUGCUCUCGGCGCCUUCAUCCCCAAAGCCGAACUCCUCCAGAUCGAUAACCAUCUUAUGCGAAGACAGGUCUCCACAACAUCAACGAGUUCGGUCACAACCACUACCAAGAAACCUGACUCUCAGUGUACGAAUGGGCCGCUGACCCGUCAAUGCUGGGGCAAUGGAUUCAGCAUUGCAACCAACUAUGAUAGCACCUGGCCCAACACUGGCAAGGUGGUUCAGUACCAUCUUGAGGUCACCAAUACCACCAUGGCUUUGGACGGUGUGCCCAGACGUGUUUAUGCUAUCAACGGCCAAUAUCCGGGGCCCACGAUUCGAGCCAGCUGGGGGGACACCCUGCAAAUCACGGUCAAGAACAGCCUCACCACGAACGGGACUAGCAUGCAUUGGCACGGUUUGCGCCAAUGGCACUCAAAUCAUAUGGACGGCACCAACGGCAUAACAGAGUGCCCCCUCGCCCCUGGGCAGUCGCGCACAUACACAUUCCUCUGCACGCAGUUUGGCACAACAUGGUACCACAGUCACUAUUCCGACCAAUACUCGGAUGGGGUGGUAGGCACCUUGAUCAUCGACGGACCGGCCACGUCCAACUACGACAUUGAUCUGGGCACAUUCCCCAUCAACGACUGGUACUACCGGCCGGCUUUUGAGCUGGCGCCCUUGAUCAAGACUGGUGGAUUCCCGCGCGGUCCGCCGCCCGGAGACAACAUCCUGAUCAAUGGCACCAAUGUCAAGGUCGACGGCACCACAGGCAGCUACAGCCGGACCACCUUGACCAAGGGCAAGAAAUAUCGGCUCCGGCUCAUCAACACCUCCACCAAUGACAAUUUCAAGGUUGGCCUGGACAGUCACACCUUCACCGUCAUCACCGCCGAUUUCGUCCCUAUUGUGCCAUACACCACGCAAUGGCUGUUUCUGGGCAUCGGGCAGCGGUACGACGUGAUCAUCAGCGCCAACCAGCCCGUUGGCAGCUAUUGGUUCCACGUCGUGCCCCAGGCAGGCUGCAGCAGCAACCAGAACCCAAAUGCCCUGGCGAUAUUCAGCUACGCCAGUGACAACUCGACGACCCCGUCCAACGCCACCAGGUCCAACGCCCCGGCAGGCGCCGAUUGCAGCGACCCGAACAAAAACCUGGUGCCGUACGUCAAACUCGACGUGCCGGACAAUUACACCAUUCCCCAGCAGUCGUACCUCGAUGUUGGCUUCGCCAUUGUCCAAAACCAAGCCCAGCAGACGCUGUUUCAGUGGAAUCUGAACUUUACAGCCAUCCAAGUCCCUUGGGGCAAGCCGACCCUGCAAUACGUGCUCGACAACAACAGCAGCUACACGCCCAACAUGAACCUGAUAUCCCUUCCCAAUGCCAACGCCUGGUCCUACUGGGUCAUCCAGGCCGUAUCCACCGUGGCCCCGCCGCUUCCGCACCCGAUCCACCUGCACGGCCAUGACUUCUACGUCCUGGGCGCCGACGCCGGCAUUUUCAACAACUCCCAGACCCUAAAUUACAAGAACCCGCCGCGCCGGGACGUCGCCAUGCUCCCGGCCUCCGGGUACCUGGUCCUGGCCUUCAUCACGGACAACCCGGGCGCCUGGCUGAUGCAUUGCCACAUCGCAUGGCAUGUCGGCCUGGGCCUGGGCGCGCAAUUCCUCGAAGAGCCCGACUUGAUCAGGACCACGCUGGGCAUCGGCCAGGACUGGAAGCAGGAGUGUGCGCAGUGGAAUUCCUACUCUGCAACCGCCAUCUACGCCGAGGAGGAUUCGGGUCUGUGA
This is a messenger RNA of Capronia epimyces CBS 606.96, 1809 nucleotides long. RefSeq lists its product as uncharacterized. The record is from RefSeq and is a predicted model, not a curated record. Gene Ontology annotation, molecular function: copper ion binding; oxidoreductase activity. The transcript has a single exon. NCBI's taxonomy places the organism in Eukaryota, Fungi, Ascomycota, Eurotiomycetes, Chaetothyriales, Herpotrichiellaceae. Bases 1 to 1809 code for a protein of 602 amino acids.